AGAAAAGAACUCGCUCAACAGCGCACACACCAUGCCACUUCGAUUUCACCUUCGUUGUCUCUCUCUCUAAAAUUAUCUGGCACUUACCUGUUCUCUGUCUCUCUGGAAUUUCGGCAGUGGAGAAAGCACAAGCACAAAGCUUCGAAUUCAUCACCUGAUUCGCCGUUAGGGUUCAUUCUCUGUGCUUCGAAACGAUUUGUUGUUCUCCGAAGCUCGACCUGGUUCGAUCAAAUUCGCAUAUGAGAUAGUGAGACUACUAUGGAAAGUUUCAGCUUAGUUCUCGUCUUGGGCUUUGCAAUCAAAUUUGAAGUCUGAACUCUGAUCAAACUCUAUUUUAUCUCCUCACAGAUCCAUCUCAAUCUGUUUCUCUGGGGUUUCUGCAAUGCACCGUGUAGGCAGUGCAGGGAACACAUCCAAUUCAGUUCGCCCUCGUAAGGAGAAGAGGUUGACUUAUGUGUUGAGUGAUGUAGAUGAUAAAAAGCAUUGUGCAGGUGUGAAUUGUUUGGCUUUAUUGAAGUCAUCAGCGACAGAUGGGUGUGAUUACCUCUUCACUGGGAGCCGUGAUGGCACUUUAAAGAGAUGGGCAUUGGCUGGAGAUGAAGCUACCUGCUCUGCUACAUUUGAGUCACAUGUUGAUUGGGUCAAUGAUGCUGUUAUUGCAGGCGGUAAUACACUUGUUUCCUGUUCCUCAGACACCACUCUCAAGACAUGGAAUUGCUUCUCUGAUGGAACUUGUACCACAACUCUUCGUCAGCACUCAGACUAUGUUACUUGUCUUGCUGCUGCCCGAAAAAAUAGCAAUGUUGUUGCCUCCGGUGGCCUUGGGGGUGAGGUUUUUAUAUGGGAUUUAGAAGCUGCACUUACUCCAACCUCUAAGACAAGUGAUGCAACAGAAGAUGAUUGUUCUAAUGGUAUCAAUGCUCCGGGAAAUUCUCUACCUAUUACUAGCCUUCGUAGUAUUAACUCAAGCAACAGCAUAUCUUUGCAUACGACUCAGGCUCAUGGUUAUGUUCCCAUAGCUGCCAAAGGCCAUAAGGAGUCGGUCUAUGCUUUGGGAAUGAAUGAUAGUGGGACCCUUCUUGUUUCUGGUGGGACUGAGAAGGUUGUGCGUGUUUGGGACCCAAGAAAUGGUUCUAAGACCAUGAAACUUAGAGGGCAUACAGAUAAUAUUAGGGCUCUACUUUUGGAUUCUACUGGCAGGCUAUGCUUAUCUGGAUCAUCAGAUUCUAUGAUCAGACUAUGGGAUCUUGGUCAGCAGCGUUGUGUGCAUUCCUAUGCGGUGCAUACUGAUUCUGUUUGGGCACUUGCCAGCACCUCAACAUUUAGUCAUGUUUAUAGUGGUGGGAGAGACCUUUCUUUAUACUUAACAGACCUGGCAACAAGAGAGAGUAUAUUGCUUUGUACAAAGGAACAUCCUAUUUCGCAGUUGGCAUUGCAUGAUGAUGGUAUAUGGGUUGCAACAACAGAUUCUUCCAUACAUAAAUGGCCAGCUGAAGGUCGUAAUCCUCAGAAGGUCUUUCAAAGAGGUGGUUCAUUCUUGGCUGGAAACUUGUCAUUUUCAAGGGCAAGGGCUUCCUUAGAAGGAUCUACCCCUGUUCCUGUUUAUAAAGAACCAUCCUUUACCAUUCCUGGUACUCCAGGGAUAGUGCAGCAUGAAAUUUUAAACAAUAGAAGGCAUGUUUUAACUAAGGAUACCACUGGAUCAGUCAAGCUGUGGGAGAUCACCAGGGGUAUUGUGGUCAAGGACUAUGGACAGGUCUCAUUUGAUGAGAAGAAAGAGGAACUGUUUGAGAUGCAAGCAUUCCCAGCAUGGUUCACUGUGGAUACGAGGCUUGGAAGCUUGUCUGUCCAUUUGGAUACACCACAAUGCUUUUCUGCAGAAAUGUAUUCAGCUGACCUUAACAUUGUUGGGAAACCUGAGGAUGACAAGGUUAAUUUGGCUCGUGAAACUCUGAAGGGGCUGUUGGCUCAUUGGUUAACCAGAAGGAGGCAGAGAUUUGGAUCCCAAGUUUCAGCCAAUGGAGAAGUUUCAUCUGGCAAGGAUAUCUCUGCUAGGAGUCAUACCCUUUCAAGAAUUGAGGUAGAUGGUAAUGCUGAAAAUGAUUCUAUGGUUUAUCCUCCGUUUGAAUUUUCAACAGCUUCCUCUCCUUCCAUUAUCACUGAGGGCUCUCAAGGUGGUCCAUGGAGAAAGAAAAUUACCGACUUAGAUGGAACUGAAGAUGAGAAGGAUUUUCCUUGGUGGUGUCUGGAUUGUGUGUUGAAUAAUCGCCUGCCUCCCCGGGAAAAUACAAAAUGCAGCUUUUAUUUACAUCCAUGUGAGGGUUCAGCUGUCCAGAUUCUCACUCAAGGGAAACUGAGUGCGCCUCGUAUAUUGAGAAUGUAUAAAGUUAUUAACUACGUUGUAGAAAAGAUGGUUCUCGACAAACCAUUGGAUAACACUGAUGGAACUUUUGCUCCUGGACUGCCAGGAGGGCAGUUACAGCAUCCAGCUAUUGGAGGAGAUGGUUCUUUCCGGUCUGGGUUAAAGCCUUGGCAAAAGAUUAAGCCUUCUAUAGAAAUCUUGUGUAAUAACCAGGUUUUACUCCCUGACAUGAGCCUAGCAACAGUCCGGGCUUAUAUAUGGAAAAAAUCAGAGGACCUUGUCCUCAACUACCGAGUGGUGCAGGGCAGGUGACACAGUGGACAUCCGGGGGAGUUGAACCCAGGCCUAUGGUAAUGAAGACUUUGUGCUUUGUGUAGAUAACUUGUGAGUGGUUGGUUCUUCAAGAGGUGCUUGUGUUGAUCAGAUCUUUUUUACAUUUUCCUUGUAAAUCUGGAUAGCCAAUCAAAUGCUAGAAUCCAGGUAGCAGUUUGCCAGUUGAACAGUUGGUAUAGGAAUUUUGAGCUGUCUAGCUAACAUGCAAGCUUUUACAAGAUAUUUGCUAAAUUAUUAUGGGCCAAGUUUGCACGUGGCAAUAGAAGGUUUUUGAUUCCGGUGGUGUAAGAAGCUUCCUGAGGGGAGCUGUAGUAUAGGUAUGAUGUCGAAAGCUUCAUAAAAAUUUGUAUUGUUGUGGGGUACAAUACCUAGCAAAAACCACACUGCUAUGGAAGUGAUUAUUUUUCCCUGGAAAUAAUACAUUUACUGUUUCGGUUAACCUACUAGUAUGAUAUAUAUAUAUUUUUUCUUUA
Molecule: messenger RNA, 3168 nt
Organism: Camellia sinensis
Lineage: Eukaryota; Viridiplantae; Streptophyta; Magnoliopsida; Ericales; Theaceae
Source: RefSeq, a predicted model, not a curated record